AUGUCUUCGCCAUUAGAGCCAUCCGUCCUUGAAUAUGCACGAUUCCAUAACAUCGCUACUAGCAGCGUACAAGACCCAGUCCUCCUGGUCCCACCAGUGAUUGAAGACAUAAACUUAUCUCUCCGUGACACGCCAAACUUUCCUUCCAUUGACUUAGAAACCAUACAAAGUGAAAUACGGACGGGAACAAGGGAAAAGGUUGAUGCGAGCUGGGCAAGCGCACGCAUGCUGUCAUCUAUUGCUAAAUCGUUCCUCGAUGAAACGUCGAUGGGAAAUCAUCCUGGAGAAGGUGGAUGCCCUUCAAACUUCGGCCAGGUUCGAGAUAUGAAAUUAGAAGCGCCCCUCCUGCGAACCGACCACGAAAUUGACAUGCGAAUGUUUCGGCAGAGAAUUUCUCUUGAUUUCAUAGAGAUAGAUGUACCGCUGGAACAGCUUGACGACGAGAAUGAUGAAAGCUUGAAGUUCCCGAGCAACUUCUGGAGCCAGCCAAUGCAGUUGUGGGAUGUGGCUCAGGCAGAGCGGCUGAGCUGUGUGAAAGACGGUUUGAUGCUUAUGCAGGAGAUCAAGAGUCAGGUUGCCGCACCUGGAAAGAGGGAUGUUGAUGACUGGCUAAGUGAAGGAAUUACCUUCUGUCGCAAGAGGAAAGAUAUUGACCCUCAGACACCCAUAUUGCUACCUAGGGACCCCGCUCCGGGGCCAUUUGAACCGCCAUCUCCCUGUUUGGAAAUGGAAAUAUUAUCUGAUGCCGAAACGCCCCCAAUGGUGGAAUUUCAGAACGCUCAGGAUAUUGAAGAUACUCUUAUGACAAACUGCGAGCAGAUCGUGGCAGAUUUCCUUACUACCAACAGCCAGGCCGAAAGACCGGGGUUGCUAGCAGAUGGAUUUAAUGAAACAUCGCAAGAUUUCGAGGACCUAACUUCAUUACCCAUUGUUCAAAACAUAACUCAAGACUUGAAAAUUGAAACCCCUAUCACUCCGCCGAUAUCAACUAAAAAGCGGGCUGCUGAAAGUAAUGAGGAUAUCUUAAAUGCGAUGGCUCGAACCAGCGUUUUCUCCGAAAUUGCUUCACACGAUGCGGUGGAUAUUGAAUCCAUUAGCAUCCCCGAAGAUGAUCUGGAGGAAGUCGUUAGUGCAGCAAAGAGAAAAGCAGAAGAUGAACUAAAUUCAGACCGCAUCAGAAGCAUUAAUCCAACGAUACGAUGCAAUGUGCCUUGUCUUCGAUCACCGAUCAAGAGCCCAACGUGGCCUGUAAUCGCUGGCCAAUCGAAGACUGAAUUGAAAAGACUUUGUCGGUCAUUUAUUUCCGAAAUUAAACAGAAAGAUUUAGCUGGCAUCCGGUAUGCUAUGGGUGAAGAUAAUAAAAAGGACCUCAAGUGGCAACCAUUUUCAUUGGAAGUACGGAGACUGGAGGUCAAAGAAAAUCUAGAUCCCGAGGACGCUGUGGGUGAGUUCCUCCGUGGGAUUGGUCGCCGGCUGGACGGUUCGGAAAAUGAAGAACAAAUGUCUACACCCGUUUAUCCAUAUGACUUUCGUCUUUCCACUUUAGAAGACAAUGAAGAACUUAUGCCGCGAGAGCUUUACGAAAAGGUAGGGUUUGUUUCAUCGCUUCAAGGGAAGGCACGUGCGCAUUAUGGAGAUGAUAAAGCAAAAGGUGGUGGCUCAGGAUAUUCCCAUACGGAGCAGAAGUUCAAAGGAAUUGACAACAAAACCGGAAGCUUAAAAGCUACGGAUAUUGGGCUGAACGUCAAAUUUGCAGAGGCCACACUUGUUGGUUCAGGUUUAUCGUCCUUGUUUUCCCCUUUGGACUCACUUUCCAAUUUUAUGGAGGUUCGUGGUUGCAGGCCUACAGAUUCUCACUCGGAUAGCUUUCCACACAUCGCCUACCCGGCUCCACAUCAUUCAACGGUUUUGGCACAGGACAACCCGCGUCCCAAGACUGGUACGCAGGUUCCUCAGCAGAUAACCCUGCAAAAUGUUAAACCCAUACUAGUGCCACUGGUAGAUCCUCCCAACACGGCUCGGCCACAAGAUCCCCUGACAUUUGUUUUAACUUCCUCACUUCUCCGGACACAUCGUUCCGUGAUUCAUAGUCUUGAAUCCCUAUCCCCAGCGUGCAAUCUGAUUUUCCGUGAUUACGGUAGUCUGCCAAAACGGUAUGCGUCCGGUACUUGGGCCGAGAGUUUCCAUCAGCAUCGAUUGAUGCCACGAACUCAAGAACAUCAGGAUGGCCCACAGAACAUCGAAAUUCAGGAAGCAGAUAUAUCACUUUCCCCUACUGCAGGCGUUCUCCUUACCACGACUCAGGAAAUAACUCAGAAAUAUCUGCCGGGCCACCAGCCAAACGGACAGGGAAUCGCCCAGGAACUGAAUUACCCAGUUCGUCGACGUAUUUCCGAGAUUUGCCUAUUAUACGAAGAAGUAUAUGUCUUCAUUUGCAACCCUAUCGUUACUCUAAACAAGGAUAGGUUAACGAGACCGUAUGUGGAAAUGGAAAUGAACGAUCGAACGGUGGAAGCUAUCGAAUCACUGAAAACGUUUUGCGAGUCGCUUAACCAUUUUUCAACCAUAAACGCUUUCCCCGUCGUUAACGAUGCUAGCAUCAUAACAGACUGGUUGGUUAGUCUUGCAAGUAAACAUUACACUAUGACUCCGUGGUCCGCUUCCAAUAUUGUCCAUGAGCUUAGAAAGCCAGCUAAAAUUCGAUUUCCGGAAGAUACCUCACUAAGCGAGAAUUUCCUCCGGCAGUGUGGUUUAAAUUCCUUUGCCGCCCAGAUGGUGCUACUACAUCCUUGUAAUGAUGGAGAUGAUGACAAUGGAUUACACUAUUCCGGCAGUCAUUCCAUUCAAUCAACUAAGAAUCCAAAAGACGCGCUUUUCCGCUUCGUUUCUAUGAAUCCUUUUGAACGAAAACACAUUUUCAUCCCACUUCUCGGGCAGCGUGUGUUCGAGCGCAUGGAACGAAAACUGGCAGUUGAGGUAAUAUGA
This is a messenger RNA of Histoplasma capsulatum G186AR, 2985 nucleotides long. RefSeq lists its product as uncharacterized. NCBI's taxonomy places the organism in Eukaryota, Fungi, Ascomycota, Eurotiomycetes, Onygenales, Ajellomycetaceae. The transcript has 2 exons. The record is from RefSeq and is a predicted model, not a curated record. Bases 1 to 2985 code for a protein of 994 amino acids.